Messenger RNA from Acanthamoeba castellanii str. Neff, 915 nucleotides. RefSeq names its product TFIIH basal transcription factor complex subunit 2, putative. The coding region runs from base 1 to 915 and encodes 304 amino acids. Lineage: Eukaryota; Discosea; Longamoebia; Acanthamoebidae. Gene Ontology annotation, molecular function: double-stranded DNA binding; ATPase activator activity. The record is from RefSeq and is a predicted model, not a curated record. Gene Ontology annotation, cellular component: transcription factor TFIIH core complex; transcription factor TFIIH holo complex. Gene Ontology annotation, biological process: nucleotide-excision repair. The transcript is spliced from 7 exons.
AUGGGCUCCACCGUCAUCCAACCGCCGUCCGACCGAGUCGUGUCUCUCCUGACCCGCGGGGAGUUCAUGGUGGUACACGAGGAGGACCAGUCGAUUCGCAUCGCAGACAAGGGCUUCCCGUUCCUGCUGAAGGACCUGCGCACGCAGGUCUGGAUCCUGCUGCUCCUCUACCUGCGGUCCCUGCAGGAGGAGAAGGCCAACGUCCACGACGUUCUCUCCUUCCUCUUCCGCCUCAGCUUUCUCACCGUCGGCGAGGGCUACCAAAUGGACGACCUUGCGUUCUCCGAGUCCGGGCUGCUCCAGGACCUGCAGGACCUGGGCAUCAUCUAUCGCAAGCACAGGGACUCGAAAUGGCUCUACCCGACGCAACUGGCCAUCGGCCUCUCGUCAACCGAAGCGGCGAAGCGGGACCAAGAGGGUUGGAUCAUCGUCGGCACCGACUACCGCAUCUACGCCUACACCUCCAGCCCCGUGAAGCUGCUCCUGCUGAGCCUGUUCACCCAGAUCGAGUACCAGCUGCCCAACAUGGUCAUGGGCAUCCUGCUUCGCGAAAACAUCCGACAGGCCGUGCAGGUCGGCAUCUCCGCCAAUCAGAUCCUGCAGUUUCUCGAGACGAACGCGCAUCCACAGAUGAAGCAGAACACGCCCAUCAUUCCAGAGUCGAUAGCCGACCAGCUGCGAUUAUGGGAAGCCGAGGACCGACGCCUGUCCCUCAGCCCGGGCUACUUCUACGACGAUUUCGCUUCGCUGGCGGCGUUCAAGAAGGCGGAAAAGUACGCCCGGGACGUGGGCGCUCUCCUUUACUCGGACGCCGCCAAGCGAUUCCUUUUUGUGACCGAGCAGGGACACCAACUGCUGCGACGGUACGUCAAGCAGCACCUCUCCUCCUCCUCUUCCUCAUUGACACCCAAAUGA